Messenger RNA from Cladocopium goreaui, 1185 nucleotides. Lineage: Eukaryota; Dinophyceae; Suessiales; Symbiodiniaceae. The record is from the annotation of a GenBank genome assembly.
UCAGAGCACCUUUGAAAUGCCAUGGACUUGGAGCAGGAAGCACCACUUGAAGAGCGAGUGGGGCAGAUCGAGAUAGAGCUUCAGCGAGCUUUGGAGGAAGUCGAGGCAUGUUCAGUCCUUGUGCUGUCGCUGGAUGGCGUCAGCCUUGGAACGGCUUCAGGCUCCGCAGGAGGCCGACGCCUGGAGACCGACUCGGAAGAGACCCUGCGGUUGAAGGCCCGCAUCGAUGUGUUGGAAGAAGCCUGGGCCCUUCGAAGUACCACAGUGGGACAGAGGGCCGAGGAGUCCAUUGCGCGAGUUGAGGAGGAGGUGAAGAAGAUUUGGAGGGAGUUGUUGUCAAAGGAACGCAACCCAUCCAAAGAGUCUGGACACGUCGAGGCAAGGCUCAUUGAAGACCUGAAGCAACGGCUUGAAAAGACCCAAAGCCAGGUGGCUGAGUUGAACGCGCUCAAACCUGAAGAUGUGGACUCCUUGAUGAAAAAGAUGAUUGAUGAGGUCGGUCAUUCUGUGAAGCUCUUGGGGGACCGAUGCUCGAAGCUGGAGGUGGAGCUUGCAACAAUGCAGGCGACAGAUGUAUCCUCUCAGGCGGAUCGGGAACGCACUGAACAGCUGGAGAAGAUGGUGGAUCUAUUGCUGCAGCAGCGGCGCCAGGAUCUGCAGGAGAGCCAGGCCAACUUUCGAGAGGUCGAAGCCAGGUUUCUUGAUCUAGACCAGAGAGAUCAUGCAGAGGCGGAGAUGAAAAAUCGGGGGUUGUCUAAAACAAUGGGUACUCAGGUACAGUUGCCUGGCUGGUACAGUAUUGGUUUAUCAACCACUCUGCCACAGGCCAUUCGAAAGGAGAUCCAAGAAGUGCGCUCAACCCACGUGCAUAUGAAGGCCAUGAAAGCCAUGCAAGAAGGGCUUGCAGCAGUCCGUGCAGAGGUCAAGAAGCUGAGCGAAGUGGUUGAAGCUGUUCAAGCCUCAAGCACACCUCGCGCAGAGGCCCAGGCCGAUGGCUCCUCCCGGGAGGUCUUGGCAUUGAAGGCUCAGGUCAGUGACCUCCAGGAGCAGGUGACCCUUCUGGUGGUGAGAGGUUUGGAAGAGCGCUUUGCCAACUUGCGCGCCGACGUCUCGCGCGAGGCCAUCCCAAUCGGUGUUUCUUUUCUGAUUUUUGAGGCCAUUGCUUCGACAAUUUGGCAACGGUGA